Messenger RNA from Staurois parvus, 794 nucleotides. The record is from the annotation of a GenBank genome assembly. NCBI's taxonomy places the organism in Eukaryota, Metazoa, Chordata, Amphibia, Anura, Ranidae.
UCUAUAUCGUUUAUAAAUAAUUUUAUGUUUCUUUUCUUCUCUAUUAGUGGAUGAAGAAUUGGUUUCAGCUGGACAGCAGUCGAUAUCUCAGAUGCUGGUUCUUCAAUGUCAACAUUUCUCGCAGUGACAGCCGUUUGCUCCUUCAACUCAAUGACAUGUCUGAGUGGCAGACUGGGCCAUACCGCUGUGUGAGCACUUCGAAUGACACCAACGAAGUAUCGGAAAACUUCACCGUCCCUGUAAUCUAUCUGCAGGACAUCUACUUCCAGAAGAUGCAUUCCUGGUACACCAGUAUGUCUGAAGUCUUGUAUGCAGAGGAAGGCUCUACGGUGGAGGUGAAGUGUACCGCGUCGUCCUCCCGCGAGCCCUACUAUGAGUGGAGCCAGCAGGAUAGUGACUGGAUUUUACCCUCCGAUACUCUCACCAUCAAAAAUGUUGAUGAAAGCUCUGAAGGAACAUAUGUGUGCCAGGCUCGUCAUCCAGAUUUGUACACUCUGGUCAAGACAAGGUCCUUUAAACUCCGUGUGACCCCCAAGGAUCCUGAUAUGUUCAGGAUUGUAGACUUCAAUACUGACCUGCAAGUGGGAGACAUCCUCCUGUACAUCGUUCUUCCCGUAGCAGUGCUUACCAUCCUGCUGAUCGCUUUCCUUGUCAUUAUCCUCCGUCACCGCAAGCGGCAGAUGAAGAAGCCACAGAUCAGCCUGAUCGAUGGAGAGAAGAGGACCCCCAUCUACAAGGGCAGCCUGCAGUCUGUGAGCAGCACCGCCUCGGACACCCAGCCACUGGUCAUGUGA